CUCGCGUUAUUGCUACCCUCAACAAUCCGUCAUGAGUUAUUCGUUCACUUCAUGAAAUUGCGAGUGAACUCAGAAGCUUCGGAUGAACUUGCAGAUUCACCACUUUCAGCUACCGGCUUCUCUAUCGCGCAAAGCGGCUCACCCCCGUUAUCUCGAUUGCCCCUGAAGGAGCAGCACUUCGAUGGAACCGCAGCCCUCACGUUUACGUCCUAAAAAGACCGACAUCGUUCGUAGGCGGACAGGAUGUCAGAAUUGCAAAAGCAAGCGAAGAAAGUGCGAUGAGACGCGCCCUGAGUGUGUCGCGUGUGUUCAAAGAGGGAUAAAGUGCAGCGGUUACCAACGCCCUGUCACCUUCAAGGAUGUCACCUCCCGAGCGGCAGAGUCAUCAAAGCGAUUUGAAGAGGCAAGAUGGAAUGCCCUUCGUCUCGAAGACGAUCGACGGAAGCGACGUCGUAUAGAACCACUCGAGGAACCUUCAUCCGCGUCCCAGAGUACAGACGGCAAUGUGACGGCAUUGCCACAAAGCACUCCUCCCUCAAAGGAGACCGUACCAGCACCUCUUCCCCUGUGGAGCCACACCAAUACCGAUGGCUGGAUCGGCGGCUCGUUCACGUUGCCGUGGGCGCUGUUCGAGACGUCCAGCGGCAUGGUCUCCAAUGCACUACUUCAAGAGGACCAAUCUCACGAGAGAGCAGUGACCUCAGAGGAGGAUUCGCCGGGCGAAGACCACAUAACCACAGCACCUCCCAAACCACUCAGCAGCCUGGUUGCUGUUUCAAGGGGAGAGCAACCUGAUCCACUGCUACCUACAGAAGCCCCGAGUCCGGCGUUGGCGCUCAUGUCUUGGGACGAGUUCAUUGUUCCCGACGGUUCAUCGCCUGGGUCAACAAGGUCAACCACAUCCCCAUCGUCUCCUCUGGGAGACCCAACAACCGAUUCCCGUCUUUCUCUGCCACUGGAGGAGGUGCUGAUCCAGCAUUUUGACCGGAACGUCGUUCCUUCUAUACCCGUGACUCUUGCUUUUCCGAACCUAUUCCGCCAAAGCGACUGCUUUCGAUUCGCUGUCCUUGCACUCGCCGCGAGCAACUUGAAGCUGUUGCAACCUCUUCCACUCAACGCAAAGCGUCUUCGAGAGGCUUUCGAUGACAAGAGUGUCUGGCUAUACUACGAAACGGCGGUCAAAGGGCUCCAAGCUCAGUUGCACAAUAUCGAUAACCAUCGCGGAGAGGAGCUGGCUGGCGCGGCUUUGCUCCUGGCUUAUCAUGAGCUCGAGGCUGGGACGGCCCUGGGUAUCCGAAAUCAUGCCACCGGCCUUGAUGCUAUUGCUUCCAAGUUAGACUUCGCCGCUUCCUCGGUGCCCGACCUCUUCAAGGCCUGGCGCAUGCUCCGAUACGACGUGCGGUUUAUGAUGACACCGACGAGAAGUACUUGCAACGCCGCAGACGGCUUCGACGUCGCAAGCCUACUCGACCCUCAACUUGCCAUCCGGGACAUUCUAUCAAGACUUUUCGGUCUGCAUGCCCGAUUUGCGAUGGAGGCAUCCUUCGCCCAAGACAACACUGUUGAGGGUGGCAGCGCUUCCGAAAAGGCCGCAAUAUGGCUAAUGUCUGUCCUCGGCAGAGCAUGCGACCACCGAAAUUUCCGCCUGCGCGACUUCCAUAAGGAUAAUCUGACGCCGGACUUCAUCCUUCGGCAGUGCGACAUCUUCGCCCACCGUCUGGACAACUGGUACAGGGCUUUAUGCGACCACGACAUGCCAACUGUGAGGCUGGGCAGCGAUUCGGACAUAGUCAGCGGCCCCACAUUCGAAACCUUUGUCACCUACAAGUUCGCCGACGAGCGCAAAGCCCAGGAGUACGUCAUCUAUCUCGUGUGUCGAAUGACAUGCAGCUACCUCCGCUCCGUAUUCAACCCUUCUGUGAAAUCGUCGGCGACAGACGCCUUGGGCAAGGUGAUUCUUGGCAUCGUUUGUGGUAUGAACAUGCAGCAGAGACAGCAGUUCACAGUUCUUCGGCUUGACCUGCUCCUGAAAAUGGCGGCGAGCCUGUCUGAAGGGACCAACUUCAUAACCACGGUACUCGACAGCAUCCUUCCGAGGGUUAUGUCGUUCGGCUUCACUGGGCCCGACAUGAUCGCUUGGACUUACCUCCGGUCGUCCCUGGAAUUUGAGUUGAGAGAGAGGAGGAAGGGGCGGGCUAUCAGAAUGACAAUUGACGGGUGGGAGGAAGACUGCGAGAUGUGGGAGCUGGUGAAUAGCCACGCCGUCGCCGCCUUCGGAGACUACAACGGGAAGGGAUAUUUCAGGGAUUGUUACGUCAUCAAGGGUUUGGGGUGAGCGUGCCCCGAGCUGGGUAAAUCAGAGUAUCUUGUUGGGUUUGCAGUCCUCUGUCAUGCUACCUUUUCUGCUCCAAGUCUUUCAGGGAGACUUGGGCAUGCUCCUUUUCUGCCCGACUUGGUCUGUCGUAGGUCCAAGAGCGACGCGAUUUAGCUACGAAUUGGGUAGACGCUCGAUGUCGUGAACUUCUCAUAUCUCGGCAUUUGCCAUUCGUCGGGAGCUGAGUCUCAAGUCUCGAACGUGAAGCUCUUGCAGAGUUGCCGGACGGUUCAUGUGCUCUUUCCCGUUAGUUCUGGCCCGUCACGGAAGAUCUCUCUCACUCGUCGAGUUUCUUCUUGCCGCCGAGGUUCCGCAGUAGACUUUUUGAAGUAUGUGAUAGAUGGCUAGCUGGCUGGCCGGUUGGCUUGGGUGAUGAUAGUUCUAGUGUUCUGUACUGUCAAAAAGCUAGGACAUUGUCUGG
Colletotrichum destructivum is the source of this 2795-nucleotide messenger RNA. RefSeq names its product Putative zn(2)Cys(6) fungal-type DNA-binding domain-containing protein. Gene Ontology annotation, biological process: regulation of DNA-templated transcription. The record is from RefSeq and is a predicted model, not a curated record. The transcript is spliced from 2 exons. The coding region runs from base 182 to 2335 and encodes 717 amino acids. Gene Ontology annotation, molecular function: DNA-binding transcription factor activity, RNA polymerase II-specific; zinc ion binding. NCBI's taxonomy places the organism in Eukaryota, Fungi, Ascomycota, Sordariomycetes, Glomerellales, Glomerellaceae.